AUGCCGCAAACACCGCCCGAACAAUACAAUUCUAUGACCGAGCGCCUGUGGUCCUUGUACGGCAAAGGCCUGUUCGCCGAUGGACUGCAGCUGAAGAGCCUACCUGGUGAAGACAGAUCGACCGCCACCGAAGUUUACUGUCCAGACGUGCGACGUUCAGGCUUCAACAACAAUAUCUCGAUCAAUCAUUUGGACGUGGUGUCAUGUUGGAAAGGCCUCAGCCUCCAACAGGCAGAGGAGGUUCUCACAUGGGAACGCAUCUUCCGGAAGGCGCUAGAAGAGCAAAUCGUAGAUAGCGUUUACGAAAUAAUUUCCACUCUACUGGCUAUCGACGAUGAUACCUUCACCCUUUCACAUGAUUUUAACAUCGAUCUGCAAGGUCUCGUGCAUACGAUGCUCGAAUCUUAUUAUGGCGGCAAGCCUGGCCAACGACCCGCGAGCACAUGGUGUCUUUCGGAUGAAGAUCUACCUAGCUUUGCAUACAAUUUUGUGCGCACGCGCGACUGCUUCAUCGAUGCCUCUCUUUGUCCCCGCGUUCAAGUUGACCUUCUCUUUUCACUGCCCAUGACAUCGAUCGUGGGAGAAGUAAUCUGGCAGCCCCCAAAUGUCAGCUUCCCCGAGCUCCCAACCACUUUACCUCCUGGAGCGUCUUAUUCAAUCCACCCCGAGUAUCGCUCACCUGACUAUGGCAAUGCUACCGGGCCUCGGUUUGCAGUCUUUCACGACUUCGUUAAGUUCACGGUUGAUUCGCAGUGCCUCCCACUAGAGUGGUCCCAAGCUGAGCACAGCUUCAAAGCCAUUGUCCCGCGGAGCGAUGCACCGACCAUGGAAACGACGCUAACUGCCAAGAGUACGAUGCAUUUCCCUGCAGGAGUCCGAUUCGAACGUAGCAGCCGUUACAACAUCAAACUCUCGGCUAAGACCCAUGCGAAAUCACUCCAAAGCGAUGAUAUCUCGUAUCAUUUAUUACAGCGGAUGGACAGUAUGUCGCCAGAAGAGAAGCUUCCUGUUCCGCAAAAUACGGCCAUGUCUCUAAAAGGAACCGAUGAAGCGAAGUCCGAGUCACCGACGAAGGCGGGUGCUGCCCGUUCAAAAGUUCAGUCGUAUGCAGAGUGCAAGAAAGAAAACAUAAACCGCAUAAACGUCAUAAUGGACAAGCACGUCGAAAAUAUCGCACGUGCUGAGACUGUGUCAAACAUCCGCUACAACGGCGGAUCUACCAAGCGCAAAGCAGAGCGACAGAUGCCCAUCAGCUCUGUCUUUGACGUGACACCAUCCAAAGCUACUCGGCUUGCUUUGGACGACAUCGAUGAUGAAGGGUCUCUGGAGCUGACUACGAAACGGCAGCGGGUUUGGCAGAGUAAAGCAGUGCAAGACAGAUCCUCUGAUGUCGUCGAUCUGAUAACCGAAGACGAGCUGAUGACUGAUGACAAAGGUGCUAUGGCCGAGGCAUGGACUGAUAAGUAUAUGGAUGCUCAAGUCGGCUGUGCCACAAAGAUCUCGAAGCCGCGGGGCAGUUUCGAACAGACACAAGCCUCAAAAUCUCGCGCAUAUACUACUAGCACCGGAACCUCACGGAUCAUGCCUGCGCUUCGCAGGAAGGGCAGCGUCAAGCGCAUGUUGUUCAAUCACCCAGGCCGGGAUCGAAAGGCUGAUUCCCCACUUGAGGUCGAUACGCAGCCAGUCGAUAACAGGAACUCGAUGCUAACAUGCCUCGAAGAUCUCGAGCUGUUGGGGGAUGGAGCUUGUGGCCCUGAUCAGGCCACUAUUCGUGGUAAUUACGAGGAGUUUGUUCAGAAAUCCAGGCACAUGAAGUUGGACUCAGAUGAGGCCCGGGAGGCGGAGGAGUAUGAGAGCUUCUUCUUGGAUAGUCCGAGUGGAGCGAGCUCGGUGUCUGAUGGGCUGUCGGCGAUGUCGCUGGGCGCCGACUGA
Didymosphaeria variabile is the source of this 1932-nucleotide messenger RNA. RefSeq lists its product as uncharacterized. NCBI's taxonomy places the organism in Eukaryota, Fungi, Ascomycota, Dothideomycetes, Pleosporales, Didymosphaeriaceae. The record is from RefSeq and is a predicted model, not a curated record. Bases 1 to 1932 code for a protein of 643 amino acids. The transcript has 5 exons.